GGUUUCCUUGUCUUUGACUGGAGACCAACUCGCAGAGAGGCAGGCGGAUGAUAACAGCAUCCUUUGCUGUUAUUCAGCCAUCACACAUCUCAAUGAACUGCUCGCAAAGAAGCCACUGAUCGUGCCUACUGCUUUUUGCAGGGCAGAGAUACUGAUCAGUGUCUAAAAACUGCAUCUCUUUUUCACAUGAGAUUAUUUUUUCAUAGACUCCUUUUUUUUAUUUCAAGGUCCCUGUAGCCUCUCUUUCCACUAUGGUGCUGGGAAAGGUAAAGAGCUUCACAGUGAGCUACGACUGUCUCAAUGACAGCAAUGUUCCCGUCUUCUCCAGCGGGGACUGCGUCUCAGGGAGGGUGGUCAUCGAAGUCACGGGAGAAAUCCGUGUGAAAUCUCUCAAAAUCCACGCAAAAGGAUUUGCAAAAGUUCGUUGGACUGAGUCGAGAAACGCUGGAUCCAACACUGCCUACACGCAAAACUACACAGAAGAAGUGGAAUAUCUAAAUCACAAAGAUAUUUUAAUUGGACAUGAGAGAGACGACGACAACUCAGAAGAAGGUCUCACCACUAUCCAUUCAGGAAGACAUGAGUAUGCAUUCAGCCUCGAACUUCCACAGACACCUCUGGCUACCUCUUUCGAAGGAAAGCAUGGCAGUGUGCGCUACUGGGUGAAGGCAGAACUCCACAGACCAUGGCUCCUGCCCAUGAAGACCAAAAAAGAAUUUACAGUCUUUGAGCACAUUGACAUCAACACUCCAUUAUUGCUGUCACCACAGGCCGGCACAAAAGACAAGACACUUUGCUGUUGGUUCUGCACCUCAGGUCCUAUUUCCCUAAGUGCCAAAAUUGAAAGGAAGGGAUACACCCCAGGAGAGUCGAUCCAGAUCUUUGCUGAGAUUGAGAACUGCUCAUCCCGCAUGGUGGUGCCAAAGGCGGCCAUCUACCAAACCCAGACCUUCUAUGCCAAAGGGAAGAUGAAGGAGGUCAAGCAGCUGGUGGCCAACCUGCGGGGCGAGUCUCUGUCCUCGGGCAAAACAGAGACAUGGAGCGGCAAGAUGCUGAAGAUACCACCAGUCUCCCCCUCCAUCCUGGACUGCAGCAUCAUCAGAGUGGAGUACUCUCUCAUGGUAUAUGUGGACAUACCUGGGGCAAUUAACCUGUCCUUGAACCUGCCGCUGGUUAUUGGAACCAUCCCUCUCCAUCCCUUCGGCUCCCGUACCUCCAGUGUCAGCAGCCAGUGCAGCAUCAGCUGGCUGGGCAUGGGUCUGCCUGACAGGCCUGAAGCUCCUCCAAGCUAUGCAGAGAUUGUGACCGAGGAGCAGAGGCAGACCAGCCUGGAUGUUCCAGCAGCCCGUGAGGAGCUGGAUGGACCUCUAUUCGCUUACAUUCAUGAGUUCCGCUUCCAGCCGCCUCCUCUGUACUCGGAGAUCGAUCCUAACCCUGAUCAUGCCAGCCGCACAGAGGAACGCAGGAUUGACGCCUGUCCAUCCCGCUGAAUGGUAUUCCUGAAAUUCCCCUGACUGAUUCGGGGAACUCAAAGAAAACCUGUGUGCAAGGCUCGGCUUUGUUUACUUUUCUCCAGCAACAACGCUCGCGCAGCGCUGUUGACAUCAAGAGAAAAGUAUCCAACCAACCAACAAAAGACUCGGACAAACACUCACAGUUCAGUUGGGUUGGACAAACAUGUUCCUGCCUUCCCUCAGUGAGAGAAACAGGAGUCAUUAGUUUGGUGCAUCACUUCUUUCCUGUGUUUGCUGACUGAGGGGCGGAUACAUGCAGACGAACACAUAUUCAGUCUGUAUGAAAUAACCCAUGUGCAGUGUGAGCUCUGGUGACAGUAUUGACACUGACAAGGAAGAAUCAGCCAGGCCCAACCACGCCAAGCUCUUCUUUAACCCCUGAUUCUUCUGUUUUCGUGGCACAUAAUGACAUGGCUCCUCACACAAAGGGCGGGACUGGUCAUGUCCAGACUUCAGCUGAAGCUUCUGAAGAAAAUGAGAUGAAGAGAGAAAAAACAUGCCGCCUAUAUGAAUGAAAGCAGUCUGCUGCAUCAGUCAACAACAGAGCCAAGACUCAGUCCUCCUGCCUCGUUUGGGAUUCUGUUUUGCACAUUUUAUUCUUUACUUGAGUUGUGUGGUUCUGUUUUAAUAAGCAGAAGAAAAAAAAUCACUAAACGUUUGGUUUCAGCCUUGUAAUGCGCCAGACUAAGAAGACUGCAAGCUUAACUUUAGAGACUUUCAUAUUUGAGUUACGCUGAGAACAGGAUAAGAUUUUUGAAAAAAAAAAAAAAAACAAGGACAAGAACAAUGCACUGAAUUUUCUUUAAGCUGUUUAAGAAUUUCAUUUCUCCUUAUGACAUUUCCUCAGUGACUUAUAACUAGACUGGACUUUUACAACUGCAGCACAUGAUCUCCAUCUGGAAGCUCUUUUUAGUUGUUGCCUCCUCGGCUUGGAUGCAGGUGUGGCUUCCCUCCUCUUUUAGUUGAGUUCUGUUGUUUUGUUUUUGUACUUAGCUUCAAUCAUAGAAUAGCUUUGAAUCUUUUUUGUGUUGAGGUUGCUCUGGAUUUGGACUAGGAGGGUUGCAGACGUGCAUUUGCCACUUAAAAUUGUAACUGAGCAGAUACGAGUGAGUGUGUGUGUGUGUGUGUGAGUGUGUUUGUAACAGUGAGGGUGGUACGUUAGAGAGGGACUUGCCUAUUUACCUGCAGCCCCUCUACUCCUAAUCUCAGGGCAAGCCAGGCUUGCAUAACUGCCCAAAAAGCACUGUCUCAGGUGGUCUUCUUACUUGCCAAACGGUUUGAGAAAGGAAAAAAAAUAUUGUAUGUUUCCUUUAAAAUUGCACUGUUGGAGAAAAUGAAGAGUUUUUUUUUUUUAACUAACAAAUCGUGAGAAAAGACCAGCGGAAAAGCAAGGCAGCUUUCUGAGAUUGAUCACAUUCCCUUUUUGUCCUGCUGCACUCGCCCUGUUCAUCCAACCAACAGUUAGAAUUCACCAGACCAGUGAAGCCAGAAUGCUUUGAAAAAGGAAUGAAAUAAAAAAAAAAGGAGAAACAACUCUGCUCCUGUGUCUUGUAAAAGGAGCAAACCCAGCUCUAAUGAAAAGCUGGGGACUUUGUUAAACCUCUGUUGAGACUGGUCAGAACAAGUAGUAGUAGGUUGACAUGAGUAAUACAUUGGUUUUCUAACUCAUUCAACACAUACGACCAGCUGCAACAGAGGACUUGCAUAGUCAGCAUAAAAAAGAAAAGCAGCACUUUUUUUGAUAAGAAAAUGAAACAAAAAAAAAAACAUUCAAUGGUGAAGGUCUGGAUAUAAAAACAUUUAUACUAGAGGAUUCUUCUUGUGUAGGACGCUAAUCUGUUAUUUACAUUUUUUUUUAAGUUAGUGACUUUUUUAAGUUUACAUUUUAAAUAUAGCUGACACCAGUCUGUGUGUGUGUGUGUGUGUGUGUGUGUGUGUGUGUGUGUGUGUGUGUGUGUGUAUGUGUGUGUGUGUGUUAUGUGUGUAUGCACGCUCCUAUCGAGAUCCAGCUGCAACUAAACAAACAGCUUCUCAAAUACUGCAGACUAGUAAAGUGAUCUUAUCUUAGUGGCCUUGACACAGAAAAGACCUGAUCAUGAGUCUUCAUUUUUCAGUGUCUAUGUUGACUCGUGUGUAUGUUUUUAGACCUUUCCAUGUUUUAUUCAAAAGGACAAAAAGGGAAGAGGAAAAAAAAAAAAAAAAAGUCCUUUUAGAAGCGAGUGUUGAAAAAUGACACUCAAGACAGGCCUCUCUCUGCUGAGCUGUUUGAACUAUUAUUGUGUUUACUUUGUAUUUCUGGGCAUUGAUAUAUUUUGCUUCCUAGUUUAACAAGUAACUAUUCCUGAGCUAGUCGCCCUCACCUCUGACCCCCUCAGGCCUGGGGGGUGGCAGCUGUUGAUCAGCAUCGCUCCUCCCUGAGACACGUAGACGAUAUGUGAUAAUAGACAAACCGCUUCUUCUUCCACCAUCUUUCUAUCCUCUUCUUCUUUUUUUUGUGCUAGGUUUUUUUUUUUUUUUUGGAUCGUAUCUUAGGGAAACUGAAUCAAGCUACACGGCAUUGAAUAAGCUUACUUUUUUUUUUUCUUCAGGUUGGUUGAUUCCAUAGUCCAUGUGCUUGGCCCUGAUAGUAGUCCAGUGUCAAAACUAAGCUAAACUCCUGACUCUCAAAAAGGCAGGAACUGAAAUGUUCACAGAUAAAAGAACCUGGGCCUCAGGAUCUGAAACAUUUUAGAAACAAGGUGCAAUAUCAUUCACUGAAUUUUCUUUAUUCUCCAUUGAUAUGUUUGUUUUUAUCUCUUUGUCUGUCAGUCAUGACGAUGUAUAGAUAUUCUAUGAAUAUGUUCUGAAUGAUUUAACCUUUUCUCUAGUUCUUCCUUUUGAUUUGAAUAAACAUUUUGUUCAAAAGA
Labrus bergylta (ballan wrasse) is the source of this 4420-nucleotide messenger RNA. It is a transcript of the gene arrdc3a, whose product is annotated as arrestin domain containing 3a. The record is from RefSeq and is a predicted model, not a curated record. Gene Ontology annotation, biological process: protein transport. Lineage: Eukaryota; Metazoa; Chordata; Actinopteri; Labriformes; Labridae. Gene Ontology annotation, cellular component: cytoplasm.